Molecule: messenger RNA, 461 nt
Organism: Bradysia coprophila
Lineage: Eukaryota; Metazoa; Arthropoda; Insecta; Diptera; Sciaridae
Gene: Nedd8
Product: Nedd8 ubiquitin like modifier
Molecular function (GO): protein binding
Source: RefSeq, a predicted model, not a curated record
UGUUUUGUCGGCUCACUGCUUGUCGGCUUUGCAAAAGCAUCUGUCAUCGUUGUGACAGAAAAAGGUACGCGAAACGCAAAGAAGAAAGGUGAAGAAUUUUGUAUACAAAUUUACUCUGAUUCUGUUCGAAAAAUUUAAUCAAAAUGUUGAUCAAAGUGAAGACCUUAACUGGAAAAGAGAUCGAAAUUGAUAUUGAACCAACUGACAAGGUUGAUCGAAUCAAGGAACGUGUAGAAGAAAAAGAAGGCAUUCCGCCGCAACAACAACGACUGAUUUUUUCCGGAAAACAAAUGAAUGAUGAUAAAACAGCAGCCGAUUAUAAGGUUCAAGGUGGUUCUGUAUUGCAUUUGGUGUUGGCGCUUCGUGGUGGAACCCGCAAGGUGUAAAUAAAAAGUUGCCAACAAAAUGUAAACGAAUAAGGGAUGUGAUCACACUUGUAUCUAAAUAAAAGUUUCAACUUA